Neurospora tetraspora is the source of this 1145-nucleotide messenger RNA. Its product is annotated as acyl-CoA N-acyltransferase. The record is from RefSeq and is a predicted model, not a curated record. NCBI's taxonomy places the organism in Eukaryota, Fungi, Ascomycota, Sordariomycetes, Sordariales, Sordariaceae. Gene Ontology annotation, molecular function: acyltransferase activity, transferring groups other than amino-acyl groups. Bases 240 to 935 code for a protein of 231 amino acids. The transcript has a single exon.
CAUUGGAAAUUUGGAAUGGUUUUCAUGCGGGGGGAAAGUACAUAUAUUUUAGGGUCCUCAUUCCCUCUUGCCUUCUUCACGAUAUCACUUUCAGACUUUCACCAAGCAAAGAAACUCCAAAUAAUCCAUCUUCCAAGGACUUUCAUCUUAAUAGAACACCACCUUAAAUCACACAUUGGAUGAAAAGCACACCUUAAACCCAUCUCAUCCAAACCACGCCAACACCACCACCGACAACCAUGUCGGACCCCACCUUCAAAAUCGAGACCCCCCGCCUCCUCAUCUCCUACCUUCAACCCGACCUCGAUUCCCACUGCGACUUCCUCGUCGCCCUCUACAACACCCCCGAGUUCAUUGCCAACGAGGGAAAGACACCCGUCACCACCCGCGACGUCGCGCGCCGUCAACUCGAGGGCCGCUUCCGCGCCGAACACGCCCGCAAUGGCUACGGUACUUACCUCUUCUCUCUCCGCAACCCUGCGAACCCAGACGAUCUGGCCUCCGCCACGCCAAUCGGUACGGUGUCGCUGAUGCGCGGUGAUGAGCCCGGAUCUUAUACCGCGCCGGAUUUGGGUUUCGCGAUUUUGUCGGAGUACAUGAAGAAGGGAUACGCGAAAGAGGCGGCGCAGGGAUUGAUGGAGUAUGUCGAGAAGGCGCAGGGGGUGAAGGAUAUCCUGGGACUUCAUGGCCCGGCGAAUAAGGCCAGUGGUGCGGUAUUCAGAAGCUUGGGUUUCAUUAACGUGGGAUUGAGGCAACUGUUAGUGUUUGGACCGAAUGUGGUUGGGCAGGUGUGGAUUAAGAAGGGGAUGAGUGAGGAUGUCAGUGUUUAUGGGUUGCCAAAGGAGGCGCCGGCUGCCGCGACGGUGCCGGAGAAGAUUCCGGAGAAGAUUGCGGAGGAGGCCGUGAAGGAGUCCGUGAGUGCUGUUGCGGUUUAAGAUUGGCUUGCUGGUUCAGAAGGGUACUAAUUUGAACUCUUUCUCCUACGUAUUCCUUUUCUCCGUUGACCCCUCUCGUGUCUUUAUAAGUUGCUCCUUCUUGCAAUCUUUGUCGAUUCUCUUUCCCAGCUUAUGUUCCUUCUUUACAAGUAAAUGUGGUACUCAACUACCUACUUGACCUAUGAGCGCAAAAGACUCACAACAUCGCAC